Molecule: messenger RNA, 698 nt
Organism: Tauraco erythrolophus (red-crested turaco)
Lineage: Eukaryota; Metazoa; Chordata; Aves; Musophagiformes; Musophagidae
Source: RefSeq, a predicted model, not a curated record
GCGUCUUGAAGUUUGUGGAAAUCACGGUCAACGUCCUGGUGCUGAUUUGCGUGGGCGCUGCCCAAGCCUCCGUCGCAGGCUUCACCUCCCUCGGCGGCUUCGGCACCGGAUCCUUUAGCCUGAAUUCAGCCUAUAUCCCCUUCGAGGGCACGGAGCUCCAGCAGGUGCGGGAGCUAGACAUGCAGUUCACCCAGAUGAGAGCCCCUUGCGUGUACGGCGGCGUGGCCUUCAGCAUCACGGCGGCGGCGCUCACCCUUGUCUUCCUCGUGGUGGGGGCAAAACCCAUCCAGCAGCUCAGGAUGGGACUGCUGGUGGGCGAGUGUGCCUUCAACCUGCUGGCCGGCACGGCGUACGUCGCGGCGGUCGGCCUCUACCUGCACUUCGUCAGCCGGGUGAACGCCACCGACGUGUGCAAGAGGCGCGAGAGGCUGUACGCGCGCCGCGGCUACACCUCCGUGAACUGCGCCGUCCAGGGCGGCGACGCCGCCGUCGGCCUUUUUGGCGUCGCUGCCGCCUGUCUGUACUUUGCCAGCUUCGUGGUCUGCGUCUUCGCUAUCCGAACCGUCCGGAGCCGCGCGGCCAAGGCUCAGCACAGCUCCGAAAGCAGCGUUGGAGACAGAAGCGUCGGAAACCAUCGCGCUCUUCACAGGAGUUCGGAAACCUCCCGCCAUGUCCAGGCUCUUGCCACCUUAGUGUGA